AUGCCAUUUGGAUACAAUUUCGAUUUCUACGAGCCAAAUGAGGAUUCCUUCGUCUUCCUGGAUCUGCUUCGGUCUGAGACAAUCUCAGGCCAAGUUGUCUGUGACAUGGGCUCAAGCACCGGCAUCCUCAGCCGCCACCUCGAUAACACCAACCUGGUUGUGAAUGUCGACAUAAAUCGCAUUGCUCUCCUCAACAACAGAAAUGGAAACAGAAUCCUCUCCAACUUGUUCACUGGGAUAAAUAUCAAUGCAUUUGAUACCGUGAUAUUCAAUCCACCCUACGUGAUAAACGAGGAUGGCCCAGAAUUCACUGAUUCCAAACUGAAUUCAGUGGUGCUUGAGGGUGGCCCAGAUGGAUGUGCUGUGAUUGAUGAAUUCCUCCAAUUGGUCAAUCACAGUCGAGUCCGCCUGGUCUAUCUUCUCUGUAUCGCUGCAAAUGAAACCAGGCAGAAAAUACCUGAUAAAAUUGACAGUGACAAGUACACCGUAAAAGAAAGGGCCAGAAAGAAGAUCGUUGGUGAAACCCUGAUAAUUUACGAAAUCAGACGAAACUGA
This is a messenger RNA of Enterospora canceri, 555 nucleotides long. NCBI's taxonomy places the organism in Eukaryota, Fungi, Microsporidia, Enterocytozoonidae. The record is from the annotation of a GenBank genome assembly.